AAGCGCACGCAAUCUGGGGUUUUAAUGACGUGUGACUUGACUCGUGCGUGGGGGCGGAGUGAUAGCACAAAUAAUUAAAUAUCGAGUCCAGCGGGGACCGCGGCUUCCCGUUAUCGCAGCGUUUCAUCCUCCUAGUUCAGCAAUUGUCCAAACCUGGACAUAGCCACGGGGUGAAGGAAAAGGAAGGCGAGCGGUUUUUAGAGAUGAGGAGAACAACGCAAGCCGUUUGAAGGUUUGGGUGACUGCACAUCGAGCGGGGUUUGUCAGGAAGAUUAAUCCUUGAUCUGGAGGAGGAGAGAAGGACGACUGGACGAGCCGAGCAUCAUCGUAACAGCCUCUUCCAAUACAACGCGGAAAUAACGAGGAAUAUCUUUUAAGACUUUAUAAAAAUUGUCUUUAAUAACCUUAAAGCCUAUCGUUUACUCUUUAUAAAUAACUAUUUGCGGUUGAAAUAGUCAUUACGCAUCUCUUAUAUGCUCCCGCAUCCCCACGAGGCGAAUACACGGCGCAGGCGUUGACCUGAAAUUUAUAUUAUAGUAAACACAGAGUCUCGCUCUGUAUGAUUUAGUAUUGCCUUAAAUAUGUCCGUUGCUCAUCAUCCAUGGUAAAGACUUUAUCUCAGCUUGGUCUUGAUAACAAUCACAUCGUAUUAAUAUCGCAAAUUGUGGUCGAGAAUCCAUUUUAAAGGGCCUCGUUCUUGUGGACGCUUUGGAACAUCUCGACGCGUCUCUUUGUACGGGAAUAAGGGCGUUUGAAUCCGCGAGGGACGGAAGAUGUCGGGUCAGACUUUGACGGACCGCAUCGCCGCGGCGCAGUACAGCCUCACGGGAUCCGAGGUGGCUCGUGCGGUGUGUAAAGCGACCACGCAUGAAGUGAUGGCACCUAAAAAAAAACAUCUCGAAUACUUGAUCCAGGCAACCCAGGAGUCCAAUGUCAAUAUUCCCCAGAUGGCUGAUACCCUGUUUGAGAGAGCGGGAAAUGCCAGCUGGAUUGUGGUCUUCAAGGCUUUGGUCACCACUCACCACCUGAUGGUCCAUGGCAAUGAGAGGUUCAUCCAGUACCUGGCCUCCAGGAACACCCUAUUCAAUCUUAGUAAUUUUUUGGACAAAACUGGCUCUCAUGGUUUCGACAUGUCAACAUUUAUCAGACGCUACAGCAGGUAUCUGAACGAGAAAGCGUUUGCCUACAGACAGAUGGCUUUUGACUUUGGCCGAGUGAAGAAAGGUGCUGAUGGUGUGAUGAGAACAAUGUCUACUGACAAGCUCUUGAAAGGCAUGCCCACACUGCAGAGUCAGAUCGAUGCUCUGCUGGAGUUUGAUGUUCAUCCAAAAGAUCUUGCCAACGGGGUGAUCAAUGCUGCCUUCCUGUUGCUUUUCAAGGAUCUGAUCAAGUUGUACGCCUGCUACAAUGAUGGCAUCAUUAAUCUCUUAGAGAAAUUUUUCCAGAUGAAGAAAGGACAAUGCAAAGAUGCAUUGGAAAUCUAUAAAAGAUUCUUGACACGAAUGACCAGAGUCUCAGAGUUCCUCAAAAUUGCUGAGCAAGUGGGAAUUGACAAAAACGAUAUUCCUGAACUUACACAGGCCCCUGAGAGUCUUCUGGAAUCUCUGGAGACACAUCUCAACACGCUCGAGGGGAAGAAAGUUGAUGAGUCACCGACUAAGAAGGGAUCUCCAACAAAUAAUGGAACACCUGCUGGUACCCCUGCAAAAACCGCAGAGCCCACUGCUGCAGCAGCUGCAGUUACUGAGACCGCCGCAGCAUCAGCUACAACCACCAUCAAUAGCGGCUUUAAUGAUCUAGUGGAUUUUGAUCUGUUGGCUCCAACCACAGGGGCUUCAGCGGCUCCCACAGCAUCAUGGGGAGAUCUGCUUGGUGAGGACUCUCUGGCCGCUCCUGCUGCUGCUGCCGCUAGCUCUGAAGCGCCCCUUUCUGAGGCUGACUCUGCCUCUGCCGCAGUCUCUGCUAUCGAACCAGCAGCUGACGCCAUCGCUGCCCCGGCCGCUGCCUCGCUGCCAGUGCCUGCCCCCACUGCCGCCAUCUCAGACAUGGAUCUGUUUGGAGACGCGUUUGCGCCCUCCCCAGACGAUGGUCCGAGCGAGGGUGUGGCCCCAGCAGCUGCUGCCGAUGCAUGUGCCGGAUCUGACCCCUGGGCUCCAUCGGAGGGUAGUGCAAGCAUUGCCCCAGAGCUGGACCUCUUUGCCAUGAAGCCAGUAGAGAGUGUCGCUGCCGCAGCAUCCCCUACUAGCGCCGAGCCGAGCAUCUCGCCAACAGCGGCCCCAGCUACCCCUUCUCCUCCCACUGCUACUGCCACCACCACUACCAUCACCACAUCUGCUACAACUGAGUCCGCAGCCCCGCCAACACUAGACCUCUUUAGUGGUAAUGUCUCUGCUGUAAUUCUGCCUCUGUCUUGCUUUACUCUGCAUUAUGACAAUUUUAACUUGUUGAGCUAGUUCCCCAACAUUAUCAAGAUUCUAUUUUGUUUGAUUUCUCUCAUUUAGAUUUAUAUUUUAUGUUUUGGUCAUUCUGGUUUGUGAAUCGUGGCCUUAACCACCUUUUCAGUGCUGAGAAGUAUUCUUGACCCUAUCAAAAUAAGUAAUUUAUCUGAGAAAAACAUAAUUACUGUAAUUGUAAAUAUAAAUAUAUCUGUACACUACUGUUGAAAUAAAGUUGCAAAGAAAUGAAUACAUUUGUUCAGCAAGAAAGCAUUAGUAAACCCAAAAGGGAUAGUACACCCAAAAAUGAAAAUGUCAUUAAUUACUCACCCUCAU
Sinocyclocheilus grahami is the source of this 2771-nucleotide messenger RNA. Its product is annotated as clathrin coat assembly protein AP180. The transcript is spliced from 17 exons. Gene Ontology annotation, molecular function: SNARE binding; phosphatidylinositol-4,5-bisphosphate binding; 1-phosphatidylinositol binding. Lineage: Eukaryota; Metazoa; Chordata; Actinopteri; Cypriniformes; Cyprinidae. Gene Ontology annotation, cellular component: extrinsic component of presynaptic endocytic zone membrane; clathrin-coated pit; synaptic vesicle. The record is from RefSeq and is a predicted model, not a curated record. Gene Ontology annotation, biological process: clathrin coat assembly; synaptic vesicle budding from presynaptic endocytic zone membrane; clathrin-dependent endocytosis. Bases 774 to 2453 code for a protein of 559 amino acids.